Papaver somniferum (opium poppy) is the source of this 459-nucleotide messenger RNA. RefSeq lists its product as uncharacterized. The record is from RefSeq and is a predicted model, not a curated record. The transcript has 4 exons. Bases 8 to 337 code for a protein of 109 amino acids. NCBI's taxonomy places the organism in Eukaryota, Viridiplantae, Streptophyta, Magnoliopsida, Ranunculales, Papaveraceae.
UGAAAGCAUGCCAUGUUCUGCACAUCUGUGUGAUGUUUUUGGUUUCAGUUUUUUACCUACUGUUUAUGGUACCCUUGCUCAUAACCUGGAUAUGCCGUUUGUAUCUUUUGAGGCGUAUUCAGUUGGCCACCAAUAUGAGAAAUUUUCUGAUUAUCCUUGGUGUGCUGAUAUUUGUGCCGUUCUCGUUGGGACGAAUUGUACUGCAUUGUCUUUCCUGGUUUUUCUUCGCUGCUUUGUCAAUAUUCAUGCCAUUUACAAGAAGUGGUUGCUGAAAGCUUGGCUGCAAACAGUAUUGGACAAGGAGGAACCUCAAGUAGUGUUGGCAAGCCACGUUUAGUGAAUCGAAGCCCAUGCCUUUACAAUGUUAUUACUCUUGCUACUGGAUAUAUGGUCGUUGCGCCUUUGGUCUUCGUUUUCUUCGAUAUCCCUAUUAGAACUGUUGCAUCAAAAAUACGUUAC